GGUCUUUCCCUUCCAGAAUGAGCUUCUUUCGCUUGUUCACCCGAUGGCUGAGCUCAAACUCAGACUCCUCCAGCUUGAUCUGGCACUGACGACGAGUGACAGCAACCUGGGUCAAGAUCUUCACCACUUCUUUGUCAGGGAAUGCCUGUUCCGAGAUACGUGUGUUUAUGACCUUCUCCACUUCCUGGAGGAGAGGAAUUUCUUCAGUUGGUAUGGCCAAGAGAGGGACUAUCAUGUCCUGGUGAUGGAUCUCCUUGGGCCUUCCUUGGAGGACUUGUUCAAUUUCUGUGCCCGGCGGUUCACAAUGAAGACCGUGCUGAUGCUAGCUGACCAAAUGAUAGGUCGCAUUGAAUAUGUCCACAGCAAGAACUUCAUCCACAGGGACAUCAAGCCUGACAACUUCCUCAUGGGCAUUGGCAGACAUUGUAACAAGCUGUUCCUCAUCGACUUUGGUCUUGCAAAGAAGUAUCGGGACAGUCGAACUCGGUGUCAUAUCCCAUAUCGUGAAGACAAGAAUCUGACUGGUACAGCUCGGUAUGCAUCCAUCAAUGCUCACUUGGGAAUUGAGCAAAGCCGAAGGGAUGAUAUGGAAUCUCUGGGCUAUGUUCUCAUGUACUUCAACAGAGGAAGUUUACCAUGGCAAGGCCUCAAGGCAGCAACAAAGAAGCAGAAGUAUGAGAAAAUCAGUGAGAAGAAGAUGUCCACUUCUGUAGAAGUCAUAUGCAAGGGCUUUCCAGCAGAGUUUGCUAUGUAUUUGAACUACUGCCGUGGCCUGCGAUUUGACGAGGCCCCAGACUACAUGUACCUCCGACAGCUGUUUCGAAUCCUGUUCCGAACCUUGAACCAUCAAUAUGAUUACACGUUCGACUGGACCAUGCUGAAGCAGAAGGCAGCUGCUAGUGCAGCAGCUGGUUCCACGCAGCAAGUCCCAACAGAUUCAAUUACAAAGACGGCAGUGGCG
Molecule: messenger RNA, 961 nt
Organism: Darwinula stevensoni
Lineage: Eukaryota; Metazoa; Arthropoda; Ostracoda; Podocopida; Darwinulidae
Source: the annotation of a GenBank genome assembly